ACACUAAAAUAUAAAAAAAGCAGCACACAACUUCAUCAGUUUUUGCUACUUCUCCUACCAUUUCAAAUACCAAGCCAUCACUUUUAUUUUUCUUAGUUUUGGCAUGGCUACUUAUAACCUUCCCAUGGCUUUCGCCACGUUACCGUUCAUCGUAGCAUCCUUACUCCUUAGCUUACACCCUACAGAGGCACAAAUUGGGGUAUGUUAUGGAAACAAUGGAAACAACUUACCAAACCCGCAAGAUGUGGUUAACCUCUACAGAUCUAAUGGCAUAGGAGCAAUGAGAAUCUAUGCUCCCGAUCAACCAACUCUCCAAGCCCUACAAGGAUCAGGCAUCAGAAUCAUCCUAGAUGUCCCCAGGGACAACCUCCAGUCACUAGCAUCUGAUCAAUCGGCUGCCAAUCAGUGGGUUCAAACCAACGUCGUCCCCUUUGCAUCGUCGAUCAAAUACAUCGCAGUCGGGAACGAAAUCCACGCAUCUGAUCAACAAGCAUCAUCAGUGGCACCAGCCAUGCAAAAUGUUCUCAAUGCGCUGAAUUCAAACAACUUAGGUGGACAAAUUAAGGUUUCUACAGCCAUUGAUACAACCUUGAUCACAAAUUCCUUCCCACCGUCUAAUGGUCAAUUUAGUGAUGGGGGAUAUAUUACUCCAAUAAUUAACUUUCUAACUGGCAAUGAUUCACCGUUGUUGGUUAAUGUUUACCCUUACUUUGCUUAUACAAAUAACCCACAAAGUAUCCAGCUUGAGUAUGCAUUAUUUACUUCCGGUGGAACUGUGGUUACUGAUACCAACAACGGAAAAAAUUAUCAAAAUCUAUUUGAUGCGCUUCUGGAUGCAGUGUACGCGGCUCUAGGGAGGGCUGGUGCACCUAACACAGCAAUUGUGGUGUCUGAGAGUGGAUGGCCAUCAGAAGGUGGGAACGCUGCCACAUCCGACAACGCAGGAACUUACUAUAGGAAUUUGAUCGGUCAUGUAAGCCAAGGAACACCUUUGAAACCAGGGCAAGGAAUUGAGACUUACUUGUUUGCUAUGUUUGAUGAAAAUAGUAAAACGGGAGAUGCCACUGAGCAGCAUUUUGGACUUUUUACUCCUGCUCAACAGGCUAAGUAUCAACUCAGUUUCAGUUGAUGACCAUCAACAUCCUUAAAGUAACAAAUACAUACACGAUGCUGUUGAUAUAGACAUAUACAAGUACACUAAAUAAGAUGACUUACCUCCAUAACUUAUUGAGAUUUGAGAAUAUGCUUGGAAAUAAAUAUUCAAUGGUUUCUAUUUUGCUUU
Beta vulgaris subsp. vulgaris (sugar beet) is the source of this 1282-nucleotide messenger RNA. Its product is annotated as glucan endo-1,3-beta-glucosidase. Lineage: Eukaryota; Viridiplantae; Streptophyta; Magnoliopsida; Caryophyllales; Amaranthaceae. The transcript has 2 exons. Gene Ontology annotation, cellular component: plasma membrane. Gene Ontology annotation, biological process: carbohydrate metabolic process. Gene Ontology annotation, molecular function: hydrolase activity, hydrolyzing O-glycosyl compounds. The record is from RefSeq and is a predicted model, not a curated record. The coding region runs from base 104 to 1129 and encodes 341 amino acids.